CCAGCCAGGACGUGGUACUUCGCCAAGUCGGUCCUCUCAUCUCUCCCUACAUAGCAAGCACAGAGGAAGUCUCGCGUUGCUGGCUUUUUCUCUCUACCUCCCCUCCUCCUUCCUCCACUCCCUUCCCCUCUCUAUCUCAUUUCUGUCUCACUCUCUCUUUUCUGAGCGUGUGAGAGACUCGGUGACUGUAUCUCCUCCCGAACCAAACUCGAAGCGUUGCAGUCAUUGAAAACAGGCGAUACACUCCCUGCUCAACAACAUGGCUACUAUCGUUACCUCGACCCGGUUUACAGAUGAAUACCAACUAUACGAAGAACUCGGGAAGGGUGCAUUCUCCGUGGUUCGCAGAUGUGUGAAGAAAUCUACCGGCCAGGAAUAUGCAGCUAAGAUUAUCAACACUAAAAAACUUUCGGCAAGAGAUCACCAGAAGCUGGAUCGAGAGGCGCGAAUCUGCCGUCUCCUGAAGCACCCCAACAUUGUGCGACUCCACGACAGCAUCUCUGAAGAGGGAUUUCAUUACCUCCUCUUUGACCUUGUGACUGGUGGCGAGCUGUUCGAGGAUAUCGUUGCUAGGGAGUACUACAGCGAGGCGGAUGCAAGCCAGUGUAUUAACCAGAUCCUGGAGAGUGUCAAUCACAUCCACCAGCAUGACAUCGUGCACAGGGACCUCAAGCCUGAGAACCUGCUCCUGGCUAGCAAGAUGAAGGGGGCGGCAGUGAAGCUCGCUGAUUUCGGACUGGCCAUCGAGGUGCAGGGAGAGCAGCAGGCCUGGUUUGGUUUCGCAGGCACCCCUGGCUACCUCUCCCCCGAGGUCCUUCGGAAGGACCCCUACGGCAAGCCAGUGGAUAUCUGGGCGUGCGGUGUGGUCCUGUACAUUCUGCUGGUGGGCUACCCUCCCUUCUGGGAUGAAGAUCAGCAUAAACUGUACCAGCAGAUCAAGGCAGGAGCCUACGAUUUCCCCUCGCCAGAGUGGGACACAGUGACGCCUGAGGCCAAGAACCUCAUCAACCAGAUGCUGACCAUCAACCCAGCCAAGAGGAUCACUGCUGACCAGGCCCUGAAGCACCCCUGGGUCUGCCAACGCUCCACCGUGGCGUCCAUGAUGCACCGCCAGGAGACUGUAGAGUGUCUGCGCAAGUUCAACGCACGAAGGAAACUCAAGGGAGCGAUCCUUACCACCAUGCUGGUCUCAAGAAACUUUUCAGUUGGCAGGCAGAGUACCAGCCCUGCCGCCGCCACCACCAGCACUGCGGCGCUGGCAGAGCAAGCUGCAAAAAGCUUACUAAACAAAAAAUCAGAUGGCGUGAAGCCACAGACAAACAACACUAAAAACAGUACAGUAAGCAGCAGCAAAGACAGCAGCAUUUCAUCUUCAGCACCAAUGGAGCCACAGACCACUGUUGUGCACAACCCAGCUGACGGCAUCAAGGGAUCCACGGAGAGCUGCAACACAACAGAAGAGGAAGACAUGAAAGUGUCUGUCUGUGGCACUAGCAACGACAGUGCGGUGGUGAGCCAGUGCAGUGCCGUGACUGAGGACCUGACAGUGCAGGUGGGAUCCCCUCAGUGUCCGCCAGCCACUGGCCUGCUGCAUGAAGUAAAACGCAUUGCUUGGAACAGUUCAGGACAGGUCUCUGAUUUAGAGCAUGCUUUUUCCAUAGCCUCCUCCUCCACGCCCCUAGGUGGCAGCACCGUGCAGCAGUCUCGCAAGCAGGAGAUAAUCAAGAUCACAGAGCAGCUGAUUGAAGCCAUCAACAAUGGAGACUUUGAGGCUUACACGAGAAUCUGUGACCCCGGGCUGACCUCGUUCGAACCCGAGGCUCUUGGAAACCUGGUGGAGGGGAUGGAUUUCCAUAAGUUCUACUUUGAAAACUUGUUGAGUAAGAACAGCAAGCCGGUCCACACCACCAUCCUGAACCCUCACGUUCACCUGAUCGGAGAGGAUGCGGCCUGCAUUGCGUAUAUCCGGCUGACGCAGUACAUCGACACCCAGGGCCGGCCACGCAGCAGCCAGUCCGAGGAGACGCGCGUGUGGCACCGUCGCGAUGCCAAGUGGCUCAACGUGCACUUCCACUGCUCUGGGGCCCCAGCUGCUCCACUACAGUGAACUCUGAGAGCACGGCUCGCUUGGAUUCCAAAGCUGAAUGGAGCGUUUCUUCUCCGUGGUCGGAUUGGCGCCGGGGAGCCCGGACGGAGGAGACCUCUCGAAGUUUAAAAAAAUUACAAAAAACAACAAACAAGUCCAACCCUAGCUAGACGUUCCGAGCGCGCCCGCUGCCGCGGCCCUGCUCUCGGGAUGGUGCAUGCUUCUGACGCCCACACGGCGGCUGCUGUUUUCUUGUCGUUUUCCAUGGAUCCAUCUUUUUUGCCCGUUUUAUGCUGUCCAGAAGGUGUUUUUAAACAAAAAAAAAAUACAAAAAAAAUAAUUUAAUUAUAUAUAAAAAAAAAAAAUGAAUACAAAAAGAUACGUUUAAAAAAAAAAAAAAAAAAAUUAUAUAAGAACACGUAACAGUCAAAGUCGGUGAUUGCAUUGAAACGCAAAAAAAAAUGAUUGCACACCCUAGUUCAGUGGGUGCGUCUUGCGUUUCUUUUAUUUUGACAUGAAAUAAGUCAACAGAGCAAGAAGGGAAGGUGGGGAUUGAACUAGAAUAUAUAUAUAUAUAUAUACACACACACACAUUUAAAGCACCAAAGUGUAGACUUCCGCAUCAAUGAAAUUGUUUUAGCGUUGUUUUUGUUUCUUGGGAGAGGGGGUGGGUGGAAGGGUAUGGAUUUUAGUAUUCUCUUGUGUUCUUGUGGAACUCUUGAUUUUUACUCUCAAUGAAGCGAAGUUUACGAGAACCUGUAUUUGAAAUGUAUUUUGUUUUUUAAAGUGAAUGAAGUAAAUAGGGUUUUUUUUUUACAGUGAAAAUGAAUUUCACUUCUGAGUUUUGGGGCAGGGGUUCAGUGUGUGCUUCCUCAUCCCCAAAAACCAGGCCCCAUUGCUCUGUUAGAAUUUGAAAUAAAUAAGUACAAAUAAUGCACAAACAAGGCGUCUCCAGCUGGCUAUGCAGGAGAGACUGGCGCUCUGUUUUCAUCUGCACUUCCGGCUUCACAAACAUUUCGAAUCACUUUUUUAUCUGAAGUUGUGGAACACGUUCAGUAGAUGUCAGUAUUCAAAAGCAGUACAGCAAACCAGUUUCAGAUGAUAGGCCUCCAAGAGAAAGGCAAUACUGAGAUAAUUAGGUGACGUUAAACACUGCAAAGUGCAUUUUCAUCUCUUUGUCUCCUCAACACUUAUGCCACGCACCACUGCGUCCAAAACAAAUUUGUUUUUUUUGAAGAGGUUGCCUGUUCUAUUCACCAGACUCCAAUGCAGAAGGGCAAUUGAAUUUAGUGGGGUCAUACUCCACAAUAUGAGAGAGUGAGAUUUAGAACAGCUCCGACCACUAGAUGUGUCGCCCUCUCUCCCUCCCAGACCCUCCAUCGAACUGUCCAACAACCACUAGACCUCACGCCCGCCAUCACUCGCUGUCCCUCGUCUUUAAUGACUAGGCCACACAGAAUCCUAAACUCUGUCCUCGAGCUAUAGCCAUAAGAACAUACUGCUUCCCUCCCAGUCCUUCGGCUUUAACUACCGGGCUGCGCUGCCUUGAAAAUGGUGAGACUGGUCUGCUGUACAUUUUUGAAUAUUAAAACCUGGCUUCCACAACCUCAGUUCAGUACGUUCUGCGCUGUUUUCUCAGGGGCCUGCACUGCGCAUUAAGGAAAAGCAGGACUCCACCUGUAAUGCACAGCCAUUUCGGGCACCAAAACCAUAAUCAUGCAAUACAUUGAUCUUUUCAUUUUCUAGCAGCUGAAGUGACGUGAGGUUAGUCUUGCCUAUCACCAGCUGUUUACAUGGUAUUAGGUUCUUUCACUUAACAGGACAGUCCCGGGUCACCUGGCUGGUUAAAUGAAUAACAUUAUUUGUUAAUGCUUUAUAGUGCAUGACAUAAAUUAAUAUUAAAUAGAUGUGCAAUUGCAUAUUAAAUGUGUUAAAUUUAAUAGAUAUGCAAUUGAUAUUAAAUUUACAUUCAAUUAUUCCUUGUUACUUUCCAUUAACAUUUAAGUCAGAUUAACUAUUUUCAAUUAAAAACAUGCAAACAAUGGGAAAUUAUUACAUAUUUUCAAAGAUAACAAAAUGUAAUAUAAAUGGACGUGAUAUGCAAUUAAUCGACAUUUGGUUAACAUUUAGCAAGUAACCAGCUAUUGCAUAUUUAUUAAAUAUUAAUUUAAUAUGCAAUUGCAUGUCUAUUUAAUAUUAAUUUCUGCCACACAAUAUAAAGUGUUAUCCAUUAUUUUAGUGGAAGGAUUAAGCAAAGCAAACCAGUGCUCUGGGAAACCUUGGCAAAUUUCAAAUAGAAUAAAUCAGAAUGAAAGGGCGUCUCUGCCCCCCUGAUUCUGUCAGGAGCGUCCCAGGGUGGAAGGGCAGGGGAGAGCAGUGGAGGCUCCAGUGAAGAGCUGGCUGUGGUGAUGACUAUCCUGGGAAAUUGAAGUUGCAGUGCUUGUUCUAAUUGUUAUUCAUAUUCAUGUUAGUAGUAGGCCUAGUAAAAUGAUGUAUUAUUUAAAUGUAAAUAAAAUUGUAGUCACGUUGUAGAUGUUGGCGCUCCGUUUUGAGCUCACAUCCAGACUCUCUGAGUUUCAGGAAAGGGAUAGCGAGGCAAAGAUUUCAGCCGAGGCUGCAUCCGAGUUCUCCCGUUCCUGAUACAAAUGCACAUCGUAAGGCUAUGAAGACCCCUUUAGCAGAGCAUACAUAUGCUGAAAUCCCAAUUCAGCGUAAAAUCAACCAUUAUUCUUACUAUAAUUACAAUUAAAAUAUAAUAUUCAGUGUGACUGACUUUGCGAUUCCAUAAUCUUCAAAGUUUGCUCUGGAGUCAGUUCUUGGAAGAAAUUCCAAACAAAGUCUGAUAAUAUUGAAAUGGGAAGUGAAGCUGACUGUUAUACCCAAAAGCAAAGCUCCCUUUAAGCAUAUCUGUAUAUUUCUCUAUGUAUCUAGGUACCUACAGUUUGUAUUGCCUCACUCCCUAUAAAUAAUGACAGAAGCUAUUGAAGUACUCUAGUUUCACCAUGUUUAUAAAAGUGAAGAGGUUUAAUUUGUAUGAAUUGUAAAUGGUGGGCUAAAGGAGGGAACAUGCCCUACAUACUCCAUCAUGCUAUGCCACGUACAUCAUGUCACGUUUUAAUAAUGGGCAGAAAAUUACGAUUUCAGAGCAGUAACAAUGUCAUUACAGUAUACCACCACAAGGUAGCAUCAAAUUCCCAUUGGAUCAAAACAAAAAAUUAUGUAAAGGGGACAUACCCUGUUUUUGUUCCCACAAUUACUAUAUUUCGUGUGUACUAAACCAUAGCGCUGUAAGCACCAUGCACCGUUGGGCUAUGUAACAUAUCAACACCAUGGCACUGUGUCUCAUACAUACACCAUGAUGCUACUGUAUGGGUUAAAUACUGUAGAAUAUGGGAUGUUUAUUUUGGGGUUGCGUUGUUGGGACAGACUACCAUGCCUUGCCAAGCUGAUUGUGUGCGUAUAUAGCCAGGGAUAUUCAGUACAAGAUUGCAAUCCACAACACAGUUUACUAGGGGGAGGGGGGAGACCCUAAAUGAAGCGAUGGACAGUAUACCCACGAUGGCACAAAAAAAACAACUAGCUGGAAGGGACAGCCUUGUCAACUUAUCAAAAAAAACAACAAAUAUUUCAAGAAAACAAACCAAAACUCCACAAAAUGUACAAACUAUAUAUGCAGUUUUACAGAAGAAGAAGUUAUGCAUGUCCACUUUCUGGUAAAUAUUUUUCACUGUCUGUGUUUAACUUGAUGAAAAGUUCAAAUCUAUAUGAAACUUUAGUUGCAUCUUUGAGGUAAAUGAAAACUGCUCCGUCUCGGAUGUAAUAAAUAAGUGAUGUACCACAUUUAAAAAAUGUAACAGAAGCCUCAACUUGAUCUGUUCCCAUCCUUAUUAGUACAUGUACUGCAUUGUAACCGCAUAAUAUGGGGCUAAAUAGAAAUAUACUCUGAGUUUUAAAAGACGCAUUGGAUGCUGGAUUUUGCAUGAACAUAUAAUUAAGAAACCAUGAACUUCAAACUAUCCAGUGUUUGUUUGAAUGUUAGUAGGUCUUCGUCAUAGCUUUGUUAUUAUUGAAACUUGAUCUGAAAGUAUUUAAUAAAACCCACAUUUCAAACAGCG
This is a messenger RNA of Acipenser ruthenus (sterlet), 6201 nucleotides long. RefSeq names its product calcium/calmodulin-dependent protein kinase type II subunit gamma. Gene Ontology annotation, molecular function: calcium/calmodulin-dependent protein kinase activity; calmodulin binding; ATP binding. Bases 260 to 2107 code for a protein of 615 amino acids. The transcript is spliced from 23 exons. The record is from RefSeq and is a predicted model, not a curated record. Gene Ontology annotation, cellular component: cytoplasm; neuron projection. Lineage: Eukaryota; Metazoa; Chordata; Actinopteri; Acipenseriformes; Acipenseridae. Gene Ontology annotation, biological process: protein phosphorylation.